Messenger RNA from Macadamia integrifolia, 637 nucleotides. Its product is annotated as putative inactive methylesterase 20. The transcript is spliced from 2 exons. The record is from RefSeq and is a predicted model, not a curated record. Gene Ontology annotation, molecular function: methyl jasmonate esterase activity; methyl salicylate esterase activity; methyl indole-3-acetate esterase activity. NCBI's taxonomy places the organism in Eukaryota, Viridiplantae, Streptophyta, Magnoliopsida, Proteales, Proteaceae. The coding region runs from base 11 to 559 and encodes 182 amino acids. Gene Ontology annotation, biological process: jasmonic acid metabolic process; salicylic acid metabolic process.
AGAGAGAGAGAUGGGCUGUUCAAGUGAGACCGUGAUUGCUAUGUUAUUGUUGAUAGCAAUGGUGAAACUCAUCCUGGUUGAGGGGAAUAAUCCUCCAGAGUGUAGCUUUAAACAAAAGAAAUGCAAUGGAGAGAAGCCAUCAGGGUUGGGUCAUAUGGUUCUUGUUCAUGGUGCAGGUCAUGGAGAAUGGUAUUGGUUCAAGGUUAAGCCCUUACUUGAGGCUGCUGGCUAUAACGUGACCACCGUUCAGCUUGGAUCUGCACUCACCACCUCCCUUGAUUCAAUACAAAAUAUUACAUUUUUGAAUUACUCAAAACCAUUAUUUGAUCUGAUGAAAUACAUAGACCACCACAAGGUUAUGCUUGUUGGUCAUAGUUUUGGAGGGUUGAGCAUAUCAGUUGCAAUGGAGAAGUUCCCUACGAAGAUAUCUGUAGCUGUCUUUGUUACUGCGUUCAUGCCAGAUACAGCACACAAGCUCUCUUAUGUCGUCCGUGAGUAUAUGAAGAUUCCAACAGACUGGAAGGAUACUUGCUCAAUUACUAGUGGGAACAACUCAUAGCUGUCUUUUGGUGAUGAGUUUUUGAAGUCCACUCUCUAUCAAUUGUGUUCUCCAGAGGUGUAAUCUCUCUCUCUCUCU